Dendroctonus ponderosae (mountain pine beetle) is the source of this 1035-nucleotide messenger RNA. RefSeq names its product protein obstructor-E (gene obst-B). The coding region runs from base 75 to 914 and encodes 279 amino acids. The transcript is spliced from 6 exons. Gene Ontology annotation, molecular function: chitin binding. The record is from RefSeq and is a predicted model, not a curated record. Lineage: Eukaryota; Metazoa; Arthropoda; Insecta; Coleoptera; Curculionidae. Gene Ontology annotation, cellular component: extracellular region.
GCACACAAGAACCGCAAGUUCUUUAUAACCGCUUGGCAUUUUCGUUUGCCUUCCAGUUUAGUAACUUUUCAAUCAUGGGCAAGAUACCGUGCGUUUUCCUGCUCUUGGGUUUAGUUGCUAUUUCCCAUGCAGCCUCCUCAAGGAAACCAGCGAAAAAGGAGCCAGUUGAAGAUGACGCGCUCACUUCAGACGAAUGUCCUGAACCAACUGGAUAUUUCGCCGAUGCGGAACAAUGCGACAAAUAUUACCAGUGCCAGGAUGGAGUAAUCACCGAAAAACUGUGCCCAGAUGGACUGGUCUUUAACGACUACAGCACUGAGUACGAAAAGUGCGAUUUACCGUUCAAUAUCGACUGCAGUGCCCGUCCUAAGCGCCAGGAACCUCAGCCUUCCGAGCACUGUCCAAGGAAGCACGGCUAUUUCGCUCACGAAGAGCUGCACGUUUGCGACAAAUUCUAUUACUGUGUGGAUGGAAAGUUCAACAUGAUCACCUGCCCUAAUGGUUUGGUUUACAACGAAAAUGCGGGCAUUUGUUCUUGGCCGGAUGAAGCCAAGAGGAAAGGAUGCGGAUCAGCAGAGGUCUUCCAGUUCGACUGUCCGAAGGUGAAUGAAAGCGAAGGAGCGACCCACCCAAGAUACUCCGACCCUGAAGACUGCCAGUUCUUUUACGUUUGCAUCAAUGGAAACACGCCCCGAAGAAAUGGCUGCAAGCUGGGCCAAGUCUUUGACGAUGUGAGCAAGAAGUGCGAAUGGGCGAGGAACGUGCCCGAAUGCGCUGACUGGUACAAAGGCCGUCUGACCGACCAGCAGCUGAAGGAUUUGGAAAAUCCACCCGCGCCCAAGCCAAAGGCCACAAAGGUCUCAAAGAGAAGGAACAGGCCGCGACCACAACCGGUGGAUGAGGAAUUAGAUUAAUGAUUUCAAAGACUAGCAAGGAAGUUGGGACGAAGGAAGAAGGGAAGUUGGGACGUGUAUACAAAAAACUCACUGAAUUUUAUACAAGAAAAAUAUAUUAAACUAAAUAUUUCUUACUUUC